AUGAUGGUUUGGGGCAGUUCCGAAAAGGCCGGUAGCCGCACGGCUGAGAGUGAGAUUCAUCUGAAUGAUCAAGAUAUUGAAGCGUUCUUUAUUCGCAACGGAUUUGAUGUGACAACUCGAGAUGCGUGCGAUGAGUAUGCCCGUGUGCGAUUCCCCAGCCUGGAAGCAACGCCGACAUCGACGCAGGGCUAUUGCUCCUAUACGUUGAAUCUAUCAAAGCAUUAUUUGCUGCAGUUUAGGCCGGAGGCUUUCAUGUUGGAUAUAGGCACUUGCAGCGAGGUGAAGGCUAUAUAUGGCAAAUACGCGCCGACAACAACGUACCUAGGCAAGAUCCGAGACAUCGUGAUACAACAUAUCGACGACGAGAUCGGAUCGCCAGCGAUGCACGUCUACCUGCAUCAACGAAUCUCGGGAAUCCCUCUAUCGGAGUUUCGGACGAGGCGGAAGAUGAAUGGCCGUGAAGCUGACGACAAGAUAUACAACAGGAGGCUGAUGCACGGCCUAGCCAAGGUCUUUGCCAUGGGAUUUCGCGGGCGACAGCCUUUGGGAGACGUGGCGAUGCUAGCGGGCAGCAUAUCCAAGGGCAGAAUCGGGGAGUCGAUGCGGUGGCGUCUUGGUCUUUUGAAUGGCCUCCCGGGUGAAGAUUUGCUCAGGCACGUCUCUGAAGCGCAGAGCCGGCUUGAUAGCAUAGAGGCAUCGGAUUGGUGUCUUACACACGGAGACGUUCUCCCGGGAAACAUGAUGGUUGAUGCAAAGACUGGACGGUUGACGGGACUUAUCGACUGGGCUGAGGCUGAAUGGCUGCCCUUUGGAAUGGCUCUGUACGGCGUUGAAGAAGUCCUCGGAGAACACGUUCCAUUGGAAGGCUUCAGAUACUAUGACGACCACGAAGAGCUGCGUCAAGUCUUUUGGGGUAGAUUCUUGUCCUUGACUAGACGAGAGGCAAUACAGCUGAGACAAGUGGAAGCAGCACGAGAGCUGGGCAUCUUGCUCUGGAGGGGCAUCGCGUUCGACGACGGGAGGAUAGAUCGCGUUGUGGAGGCUGGGAGGGACGAUUCGGAGAUACAGAAGCUGCGCCUGUUUUUGGAGGCGCCGGGUGUGUUGGAGUGUUCAGAUAAAGCGCAUCACCAGGGUAUUCUUUGGGAAUUUUCGUGCUGGAGGGUUGAGUGGAUGAGGAAGAGGAAGAGGAGGACGCGUUUGAGAAGAAGUGGUGAUGAGGGUGGAGAGUUGGAGUCUGUUGUACAGAAUGUCAUGGGGAAGAGGUGA
Trichoderma aggressivum f. europaeum is the source of this 1266-nucleotide messenger RNA. RefSeq lists its product as uncharacterized. The record is from RefSeq and is a predicted model, not a curated record. NCBI's taxonomy places the organism in Eukaryota, Fungi, Ascomycota, Sordariomycetes, Hypocreales, Hypocreaceae. The transcript has a single exon. The coding region runs from base 1 to 1266 and encodes 421 amino acids.